UUUUUAUAUGCUAAUCAAUGUAGUCAUAUGGCUCCUGUAACAACGCAAUGGAAUAUUUAUUUGUAUGAAUUAAGAAAAAAGACCACAUCGACGCCACCUUGUUAGUGGCUGUCGUAAUUGUCUCGGUAGGUCUCCUCUAUAUUCCGGACGUAAUUCAACGGAGGAUCAUAAUAAUAUAGAAGGGUAAGAGGUUUCCAGUGCUACCAUAACCAAGCCCAAGAGUUGCAAAGUUCGUCUGACCACGGCCGCGUGGGCCUGAACUUCCAUCAUUCCGUAGGCCUGGCCCAGCUACGCGAAGAAUAACAACAAUUCGGUAUACAGCCUUUCUGUCCAAUCCCACAGUCCAUUCGAGCCCACCCAGCCCACCCCGCAUUCCCCCCAGCGGCCACAUUAAACAAGCACAAAGGCGGCAACCUCCUAGAACCUUCCCAGAAAAUUUCCGUCCAAACCCCCUCCUCUUCCCGCUUUCCCACCGCAACCGGCUGACGUGUCCGCGCGAGACUCCCGCCUCCACGCGGUCCCCACCAGGGGCAGACUCGUCAUCUCCCACCCCGAACCGACCCCGCUUCCGCCCCGCCUAUAAAACCUCUCCACCGCCCCCAGAUUUUCCCCCGUCCUGAUCCGAAACCGCCAGAAAUCCCGCCGCUCCCGCGCGCGCGCGAACCCAUCCGAACGAAAAUUUCCAAAUCCACCCAAAUCCUGCCCGUGCCCCGUCCCAGAUUUCAAACCGCCGCAGAUUCCCGGGCUCCAGAGCCGAUCGGAUCUGACGCCGGGCCAGUAGUUAACCAACCAACCGAGCCACCCGAAUCCGGGGCCGGCGAUGGCGGUGAUCACGGCGCGGCCGCCGAAGCGGGCGCGGGUGACGGCGGGGCCGCGCCCGCUGGACAUGCGGGCGUUCCCGGCCGGCGGCGGCGGGGGGGAGGGGCUGCCGCCGCCGCGGGGUCCGUUCCGGGAGUGCGUGCGGGCGUUCCUUGCGCGCUGCGCGGUGCCGGUGGGCGGCGCGUGCUGGGUCGCCUUCCGCGCCGGGGACGAGGGCGGGGCGGCCCUGGGGAUGGAGGUGGUGGAGGAGGACGUGGCCAGGGCCGGGGCCGCCCGGGUCUACUGCGAGCACUGCACCGUCGCCGGCUGGAGCAGGCACCCUGUUUGUGGGAGGAGGUACCACUUCAUAAUCAGGAAUGAAUAUGACAUACAGGGCAACAAAACCUGCAAGCACUGUGGGCUUAUGGCCCAAUUGUUUGAAACGAGGUGCCCGUCAUGCAACCAUGGGAUAUCUUAUGAUGAUCCAGAAGAUUGGGAUUAUAGGCAGUUAGAUAAUCCACGUCAUUUGCUGCAUGGUAUUGUUCAUGACAAUGGGUUCGGCCACCUUGUCCAGAUAAAUGGCAGAGAGGGUGGUUCUAGUCUUCUGACAGGGAUUCAACUGAUGGAUUUCUGGGAUCGGCUUUGCAGAUACCUCAGAGUCAGAAAGGUCUCGUUGAUGGAUGUCUCUAAGAAGUAUGGAACGGACUACCGUAUGUUACAUGCUGUCGCCACUGGUCAUUCUUGGUAUGGCCAAUGGGGAUUCAAACUCAGCAAAGGGAGCUAUGGAAUCACAUCAGAAGAAUACUUUAAAGCUAUAGACAACCUUUCCUCAACUCCAUUAUCGCACUUCUUCCCACAUUCCCGAUCUCCUCGAAGCCAGCUACAAGAUACCAUUUCAUUCUACCAAUCCCUUUCAAAUCGCCCUCUAACCACAAUUCGUGAACUUUUCCUCUAUGUGCUGGGGCUUGCCACCAGCAAGAGGGUGCAUAUCCACUAUGGGUCAAUGCAUAAAAAAGAACAAUCACAUGCCCAUGUUCAAGACACAUGGGAUGAGGAGGAAAUAAAGAGAGCUACAGACAUUGCUCUAAAAGUUCUUCGAGCUGUUGAUAGGACAAGGUGGGUGGCGAUGCGAACCCUUAAGGCAGCCAUAUCCCAUCCAGUCGGUUCACCUCAGCUGGUCGAUUACUGCCUCAAGACCCUUGCUGCAAGAACAAUUGAUGGAAUGACAGUUGCAGUGAGAUGCAACAGUGAGACAAAAACACUAGAGUACAGGCUUACGGAUGAAACCAACUUGAGGCCCAAUGUAUCCAUGCCGACCCAAGACCAUCUUCGCCGUGACAUAAAGUUCUUGCAUGAUGUUCUCCUCUACCCACAUACAAUGAAUCCUUACCAGCUGGAAAAAGACUAUGAGCAUGCCAAGAGAUCUGCCAUGAUCCUUUUGGACUGCAAGCAAUUCACCAAGCAUUAUGAUCUGGAACAGGAUUUCUUGCCAGAAAACCCAUCCAUGUUGCACAUUUGGUGCCAUAUAGAGCUGUUAGACCAGGUUGGGGAUCCGCCUUCCAUACCACCGGAGCUCCUAACACUUCCGCAAACAGCAACUGUUGCUGAUCUGAAGUUGGAGGCAACCAAGACAUCUCGUGACAUCUAUCUGAUGUUACAGACUUUUGUAGCCAACCAGCUUCUUGAUUAUGGUACAGCAAGUGAGUCAACUCAAGUCAAACUCUUAUUUGGAGCAAAUGGGACUGUUCGCAUCCAAGGCAAGUGUGCUGGGGGUGAACGCAGGGUUGGAAUUUACCGGAUGGAGAGAGGCGUGGACAAAUGGACAGUCAAUUGCUCUUGUGGAGCCACGGAUGAUGAUGGUGAGAGGAUGCUGUCUUGUGACUCUUGUCAUGUGUGGCAGCACACUAGAUGUGCUGGUAUCAGUGAUUUUGAUCAGGUGCCAAAGCGAUAUGUAUGUAAAUCAUGUAAAUUUCUCAACAAGCCUAAGAGGCCUAGGCCAGUUUAUAGUAACGGCCCUAACAAAAGAUGCAAGACUGGCACAGGUGCCUUAAGACUUGUAGAGGUGGGGCAUUUUUGAAGCCUCACAUCUUUUGACAUGUACAUAUCUGUAACAAUUGAGUGAAUAUGAGACAUGUCAAAUUUUCCUUGGUGUUA
Messenger RNA from Panicum hallii, 2952 nucleotides. Its product is annotated as PHD finger protein At1g33420-like. The transcript is spliced from 5 exons. NCBI's taxonomy places the organism in Eukaryota, Viridiplantae, Streptophyta, Magnoliopsida, Poales, Poaceae. Bases 821 to 2875 code for a protein of 684 amino acids. The record is from RefSeq and is a predicted model, not a curated record.